AUGGCACAUGUAGAGGUGCUGAGCAGGUUGUGCAAUCCUGCCAAGACGCUGGGGCUCCUGGUCAGGGGGCGCAGAGGGAGCCAGGUGAGAGGGGCUGAGGGUGGUUCCAGCAGCAAAGAGCCCCUGGGCAUGGUGGCUCGUACCUGCAUGAGGUGGGAGCACCUUCUGCAGCAGGAGAGGGGAUGGGGCCCCUCGUGGCUGUGUUCUGCUGUUCCCCCAGCUCAAGCAGCACCAAAUCAGCUCUUCUCUCUCCCCUCUUUCCAGCAGGUUCUCCUUGCCCCCUGUCUGAUGCCAGUCCCCCCCUGCCAUGAGUCUAUGAGCCCCCUCCGGAUCAGCGUGGGUGGUCUGCCUGUCCUCGCGUCCAUGACCAAGGGUGCUGACCCGCGCUUCCGACCGCGCUGGAAGGCCAUUGUGCUGUCCUCAGCCUGCGUGGGGCUUGUGCUGUUCCUCCUCUGCCUGCACCGUUCCUCCCCAGCACGGCACGGCCCCCCCAGCCCUCGCACCUGGCAGCUUGGCCUGCAGGCAGGGGACCGCUACAAUGACACCUACCCGCUGUCCCCUCCGCAGAGAAACCCCGAGGGCGUACGCUACCGCAUCGGCAUCAUUGCAGACCUGGACACUCAGUCCCGGAGCUCCCAGGAGCACACCUGGUUCAGUUACCUGAAGAAGGGCUACCUGGUACUGUCAGACAGUGGGGACAAAGUGAUGGUGGAGUGGGACAAGGAUGAGAGCAUGCUGCAGUCCCACUUGGCUGAGAAGGGCCGGGGCAUGGAGCUCUCAGAGCUCGUGGUUUUCAACGGGAAGCUGUAUGCAGUGGAUGACCGGACAGGUGUGGUCUACCAGAUCGAGGGCAAUAAGGUGGUACCUUGGGUGAUCCUCCCAGAUGGGGACGGCACUGUGGGCAAAGGCUUCAAGGCAGAGUGGCUGGCAGUGAAGGAUGAGCACCUGUAUGUAGGAGGACUGGGCAAGGAGUGGACCACCACCACAGGGGAAGUGGUGAAUGAGAAUCCCCAGUGGGUGAAGGUCAUUGGCUACAAGGGUGAUGUGAGCCAUGAAAACUGGGUGACAAACUACAACAUGCUGAGGGCUGCAGCGGGGAUCCGGCCCCCAGGGUACCUGAUCCAUGAGUCGGCCUCCUGGAGUGACACGCUGCAGCGCUGGUUCUUCCUGCCGCGCCGCGCCAGCCACGAGCGCUACAGCGAGAAGGCGGACGAGCAGCGAGGCACCAACCUGCUGCUCAGCUCCACCCAGGACUUCGGGGAUGUGACAGUGGGGCGUGUGGGCGACGUGGUUCCCACCCAUGGCUUCUCCUCCUUCAAGUUCAUCCCGGACACGGACGACCAGAUCAUUGUGGCACUAAAAUCAGAAGAGGACAAUGGCAAGAUCUCCAGCUACAUCAUGGCCUUCACACUGGAUGGGCGCUUCCUCCUGCCCGAGACCAGGAUUGGGAGUGUGAAGUAUGAGGGCAUUGAGUUUAUUUAACAGAUAUCUGCAGCGAGUGGAGGCACGCGGGCAGCUUAGGGACAUGGGCAGGCCCUGCUAGCCUGCUCCUAGCCCGGGGUCCAUGAGGGAUGUCAGGCAGUGCUCCCAGCUGUGUCCUUGGCCCUGCGCUCUCCUGUAAAGUGUUGACUGAGCUGCAGCAGGUGUGGUGCAAGUGUUUCGGCAGUGGCACCUGGUGGCAAUGGACCGCCACCACAGGGUGCUCCCGGCCCCAGGACAGUGUCCAGGUCCUGGAGUGCUGGUGCCUAGGCAGACCCCACUGCAGCCCUUAGUGCCCAGCCCUGAAUUGCGACAGAGCCAUCUGCAGUGGGUCAGUGGCUCUGGUGACGUCCCUGUUCUGGGGUUGCAUCUGAGCCCCAGCUCUACAGCUGUGCCUUGUGCGCCAUGGGGCUCCCUGGGUGGAGGGGGUGUGCAGCCUGAGCAGGUCAGAUUGUGGGGAUUUCAUCAGGCUUUUACUUCAGAAGCUGGAUUUCCUUCCCUUUUCCGAUAAGCUGGAUGGGGUGAUGGCUGGGGUGGCGGGUGGCCUGUUUCAGAGAAAAGUCCCGCAUGGGAGGGGACAUUGUCUGUGUCCCUUUGCUCCUGUGACCACGGAGGAUGCAGUAGUUCCCUCACCGCUGUGGCUGUGCCUAUGGGGCAGGGGAUGUGGGUAAUGGGGCGGGGGGUGAUAUAAAGUGGGCCCAUCCUGGUGCCAUUCCCAGACCACACCCUCAAGAGGUGUGUGUGUGUGUGCUGGCUGUCUUCUCCAAGGCCUGGCUGCACAUGGCUCCGACCCCAGAAAUGCUUCCCGCCCCAGAACUGUCAGCUCUGGGAAGAGCCAAGCCCUGGACAGGAACUGCUGGGAGCUGGCGACAGUGCAGCCAUGCUGUCCAAGGGCUGCUGUGCUCGAUGCAGGAGCAGAGCCAGGAGCUGCAGUUCUGCUUGCCAGAGCUGGCAGCAGCUGAGAAGCACUUGCAGCAGCCCAGGGUUUUGGCCAGGGAGCCCUCCCCAUGCUCGCCAGCAUGUUGUGAAAUUGCUGCUGCAGCCUGUGGCCCCCAGGAAGGACUUGUGUGGUUUCAGAAGCCACAAGUGUCAAAGGGGCAUCUGCUAGCCCCAGGACCCUCCUGACCCCUCUGACCAAGGAGGCUGUGGCUCCUGGCCUGCCCAGACUGACCUGGCUCAGGUCUGCCCUGCCCCAGGUCACAGGGCAGCAUAUCCUCACACCAGGACCAGUGUUUGGCUCUGUUGUGUCCCCACUUUGUUCCUUUUUAACACUUCCCCUAGGGCAGGUCUGCCAGCAAGCAGGGCUUCAGAGAGCUGGCCACUGUGGUUUGGGGGGCCCUUGUGCCCCCUGUAUCCCUCUGCCAUGCCCUGGCACUGCUCUGCUGUGGGGUCCAGCCAUGCACAGGGAGGGAGAGGGGCUGUCGGUGCAGCAGUCAGGCUGUGGUUGGGUGGAAGGAUCCACAGAGUGGUUGGGGCCCUCCCAAGAACGCAGCCAGGCUGCUCCCCCCAGCCCUGUUUACAGUGUCAGCACCUCUGAGAGCCGUGCAGAGCCCUGCAGGCCAGACAUGUGUUUUCAUUUAGCCCAGACGAUGACUCGGCCAGUGCUGGGCUGCACUUGUCUCUAGACAGGACCUGUCCCCAGUGCUGCAGACAGGCCUGGCUUUGGCCCCUGCACAUGGCCUGGGGAUCAUGGAGCACCUGGCCCAGAGCACCCAGGAUGCAUUUGCAGCUCACACUGGGCGCCAGCUGGCCACAGUCCAUGAUGGCCACUCGAGCGUCACUGGCACUUGUCUUGGCAGUCUCUCCUGGCCUCACUCACCCUCCUCAGCAGCAUCAGCAGCUCCACAGCACCUGUUGUGGUCCCAGGGCUGUGCCAGUGGCUGUCCCUGCUACCUGGUCCCUUCUUGUCCCCCGGGCCCCUGCCCGGAGCAGUGCUCUACCCUCAGAGCAGCAGCACCAACGCCUCAGGCAGCUGAGCCAGCAGGAGUCCUGCUGCUGCUGGGACCUCUGCAGACCGUGAGCCCCACAGAGGAGUUGGCAACAUGGGUCCCCAUCUCCAGGUGUCACCCAGCAUCCCAGCGCUGUCAGUGCUGUCAGCUCCCAUGUGUUCCCUGCAGGCUCAGGCAGGGUUUGGGCCAGGUCCAGCUGCCCUGUUGUGCUGUUUCUUCUCACCCUGGAGGCUGAGCACCUCUAUUACCUCCCUCUACUGCAUGGCAUGGCAGUGCUGUGGCAAGAGGCUGGCUCAGGAGCAUAUUUUGUGGCCAUGGUGGUGGCUGUCCUGCCAACACAUGCCCAUGCCUAGCUGUGCUCGAACGCUUGUGUCCCUGCCUGCUCUGCUGGGACAAAUGCACUGCUGGGGAAAUGGAGCACUCUCAGCAGCCAGCCAGGCACAGAGUACAGUGACAGCAGCAGCAUCCUGACACCUCCACGGUGACACAGUGAGUGGGUUUGGACUGGGGUAGUCUGUUUUUCCAUAUUAUAUGUGUAAUAUGGUGUAGGACGGUGUUUUGGAUUUGUGCUGGGAACAGGGUUGGUAACAGCAAUGUUUUCAUCACUGCUGAGCAGCA
Molecule: messenger RNA, 4046 nt
Organism: Taeniopygia guttata (zebra finch)
Lineage: Eukaryota; Metazoa; Chordata; Aves; Passeriformes; Estrildidae
Source: RefSeq, a predicted model, not a curated record